AUGUCUCGUGCCAAGGAGCGGCUGAAAGGCGGGAAGGAGACUAAGGACAGCGUUACUCUGCUGCCUUGCUUUUACUUUGUAGAGUUGCCUAUCUUGGCCUCCUCGGUGGUCAGUCUUUACUUCCUGGAGCUGACGGAUGUUUUCCAGCCAGUGCAUUCUGGGUACAGCUGUAACGACCGCAGUCUGUCUCUGCCCUACAUCCUGCCCAGACAAGAAGUCUGUCCUCUGCUUCUGCUCUUCAGCCUGGCCUUUGCCGCUCCCACCGUCACUAUCCUAAUAGGAGAGGCCAUUCUGUAUUGCUAUCUGUCCAGGAGGUCAUCUGCCACCCAGACUGAGGCCAACAUUAAUGCUGCCGGCUGUAACUUCAACUCUUACAUCCGCAGGGCUGUGCGCUUCAUAGGCGUUCAUAUCUUUGGUCUGUGCGUGACAGCUUUGAUAACGGAUAUUCUCCAGCUAUCGACAGGACAGCACGCCCCCUACUGGUUGGAUGUGUGCAAACCAAACCUGACCCACAUUAACAUGUCCAGCUGUGACGAAGCUUUUAUACUGGAGGAUAUCUGCUCUGGAGCAGAUAUAGGACUCAUCAACGCUGGGAGGAAGUCUUUUCCCUCCCAGCAUGCAACCCUGGCUGCCUUUGCUGCUGUCUACAUCUCAAUGUACUUCAACACAGUGUUGACAGACUCGGCUAAGCUGCUGAAGCCUCUCUUGGUGUUUUCCUUCAUCAUGCUUGCCAUCUUGGCUGGCUUGACAAGGAUCAUCCAGUUCAGAAACCAUCCUGUUGACGUCUACUGUGGCUGGCUGCUGGGAGGAGCCAUCGCUGUCUAUCUGGGUGUGUAUGCGGUAGGGAAUUUCCAGCCCAGUCAAGAUCGGUCCAGGAGCCGAGCAUCUCCACCCACCCUGAGAGAGCCCCCCCUCUCCUCCCUCCCCAACGUCAGCCAGUCAGCAGCCAGCAACAGUCACCAAGGCCACCACACCCUGGCUCCCAGCCAGCCUGAGCCUAUCCUCACGCGAACGUCCUCCUACACCUUGUCCCCUAACCAAUCAGAGCCAAUCCUGACACGAAGCUCCUCCUACCGAGAGCCCUCCCUGUCCAAUCUGAAGAGAGCCAGUGCUGAGGUGGAGGUGAUCAGCCCAUCCAGUCCCCUGGGUAACCAUGACAACAUGAUGACCUUCAGCAGUAGCACAUUGCCAAGGUCCCACGGAGGCUCGUCACUGGAGGAGGGUCGUAUUCCUCGCCGCCACGCCUCCAUCCAUGCAUCGAUGGACUCACAACGAUCCAAACAGCUCCUCAGCCAAUGGAAGAACAAGAAUGACAAUAGGAAGCUCUCACUCCAGGUGAUGGACGGAGUAAGGCCAGCCUCUGCCUCAUCUCCUCAGGGAAACAUUGAGCUGCGCUGCUCCUCUGAACCUUCCACCAUGGGCCUGGAGGCAGAGCUCCGUGCUGGGACCCAUCUACCUUCAGCCACUGGCAUGGAAACUGAACUCCGCGUCGGGACUCAUAUCCCCGCUCAGUACAUGAAACUAGCAGCUAGUUCUGUCCCUCUGGUCAAUCAUAAUCACUUAGCCCACAAUGGCAGUACUGGAUUGGCUGGUGGAGCCAGAGUGUCUAUCCAGUCACGGCCUGGUUCCUCCCAGCUAGUUCACAUUCCUGAGGAGGAUAACCCCACCCCCAGGGACCAGGAAAGUGAAUCAGAGGACAGUAUUAUGGAUGGGGGAGGGUCAGUCAGAGAAAAGUGGCUAAGAGUGGCUGAGAAGACCACCACGCCCUGUAGACCACUAAGUGCAGGGGGACAGCCUCGACUCAUGCAGGUGAUAGCCUUAUCCAAGCAGCAAGGUCUGCUGCAUUCUCCUCGGUCAGAAGAUGGCGGCAGUACUGUCAGCUGCACCGGAUCCAUCCGGUACCGAGCACUAACGGACCAGGACCCUUCACCUCCUGCCUCCACCACUGGAGCAAUGGGAGGAGGUUUGGAGAGAACUGGCAGUAUUGUACGUGUUGAAGCUCACCCAGAGUCCCGGUCAGGCAAACCAGUGGUGAAACCUCCCAGCAACGAUGGAAGUGGCUCGUGGCGAUGGAAACCUCCAGAGCAACGACCCUCUCUCCGCCAGUCAGGUUACGCACUCAACGACCUGAACAGACAUACAGACAGCUGCGAUUCCCUGAGGGAUGGGGGGUCGCUGGACGGAAGAAGAAGUGUGACAGGGACGGAAACUGAAAGUGAUGGAGGAGGAGAAGGAGGAGGAGGAGCUGGAGGUGUAUAUUCUAACCACCCACAUGUUGUACACCCUUUACAUCCUUUACACCCCAAUAAUCCCAACAAUCCCCAGCACUCAAGUUUUAACCCCAGUACCCCCACUAAUCCCACUUUCAACAACCCUCACCCAAACUUUAACCCCAACAACCCUAACUUGCCCUUCACCCCCACUACAACCUUUGCUCCUCCCUUCCACCCACACCCCCAAGCAAUCACCACCAUCAGGGUCACCCCAGUAGAAGGGGCCGUUAGCAGCGACGGCGGCUCUGACUCCCAGUCAGCGGCUUCGUCCAGCCGGGAGUCUACCCUGAGGAGGAAGUGUGGAGACAACAUUGUCCACAUUUCUGAUCGAGGGCCCAGCCCCGAUAUCCACAGCAACCACCAUCUCUAUGACAACGGUAACCGCCUUGACAAUGACAGCAGCCGUUUCCAAGACAACCCCAGCAGCCGUUUCCAAGACAACCCCAGCAACCGUUUCCAAGAAAACCCCAGCAACCGUUUCCAAGACAACCCUAAUCACCCCAACAGGCAGUUUCAGGGGAUUUUUGGCCGGCCAAGCCCAACCCCUCCCCCUACCUUGCCACGCCCCAUUCUAACUCACACUCCACCUCCCACUUUGGGGUUGGCCUAUAAAGAAUGA
This is a messenger RNA of Myripristis murdjan (pinecone soldierfish), 2892 nucleotides long. It is a transcript of the gene plppr4a, whose product is annotated as phospholipid phosphatase related 4a. The transcript is spliced from 11 exons. Gene Ontology annotation, cellular component: plasma membrane. NCBI's taxonomy places the organism in Eukaryota, Metazoa, Chordata, Actinopteri, Holocentriformes, Holocentridae. The record is from RefSeq and is a predicted model, not a curated record. Gene Ontology annotation, molecular function: phosphatidate phosphatase activity. Bases 1 to 2892 code for a protein of 963 amino acids. Gene Ontology annotation, biological process: axonogenesis; phospholipid metabolic process; phospholipid dephosphorylation.